Molecule: messenger RNA, 2146 nt
Organism: Pleuronectes platessa (European plaice)
Lineage: Eukaryota; Metazoa; Chordata; Actinopteri; Pleuronectiformes; Pleuronectidae
Gene: chrna10a
Product: cholinergic receptor, nicotinic, alpha 10a
Exons: 5
Coding region: 1-1587 (528 amino acids)
Biological process (GO): regulation of membrane potential; monoatomic ion transmembrane transport; chemical synaptic transmission
Cellular component (GO): synapse; neuron projection; postsynaptic membrane
Molecular function (GO): transmembrane signaling receptor activity; acetylcholine-gated monoatomic cation-selective channel activity
Source: RefSeq, a predicted model, not a curated record
AUGAAACGAUGGAGAUUCCAAACUUUAUUUCAGUUGGUUCUGUGCAUCGUCGUUUUGCCAACCUGUUGGUGUGCAAACGGGAAAUAUGCUCAGCAGCUCCUGAAAGAUUUAUUCACCAACUACACGAGUGCGCUGAGGCCGGUGGAGGACACGAACAACAUCCUGAAUGUGACCCUGCAGGUUACGCUGUCGCAAAUUAUCGACAUGGAUGAGCGAAACCAAAUUUUGACUGCAUAUUUAUGGAUACGACAAGUUUGGGUUGACGCACACCUCAACUGGAAUAAAGAUGAUUAUGAUGGACUCGAUACCAUCCGCAUACCUAGUAGUUAUGUAUGGAGACCUGAUAUAGUCCUAUAUAACAAUGCAGAUAAUCAUUUCACUGGCCCCAUGGACACCAAUGUGGUGAUCCGACACAAUGGGGAGAUCAUGUGGGACUCCCCCGCUAUCACCAAGAGCUCUUGCAAAGUGGACGUGUCUUUCUUCCCCUUCGACGCUCAGCAGUGCAGGUUCACGUACGGCUCCUGGACCUACAACGGGAACCAGCUGGACAUCCUGAACGCCAUGGACAGCGCGGACCUGGCUGACCUGGUGGACAACGUGGAAUGGGAGGUGCAGGGCAUGCCGGCCAAGAAGAACAUUAUCCAGUACGGCUGCUGCGCUGAGCCUUACCCGGACGUGACCUACAUACUGAAACUGAAGAGAAGAGCGGCCUUUUACGUCUUCAACCUGCUCAUACCGUGCGUGAUGAUCUCUUUCCUGGCUCCACUGGGCUUCUACCUGCCGGCUGACUCUGGAGAGAAGGUGUCUUUGGGGGUCACCAUGAUGCUGGCCCUCACUGUCUUCCAGCUGCUGGUUGCAGAGAUCAUGCCGCCAUCUGAUAACGUACCUCUAAUUGGAAAAUAUUACAUUGCCACCAUGACCAUGAUCACGGCCUCCACCGCCCUGACCAUCUUCAUCAUGAACAUCCACCACUGUGGCCCCGAUGCGAAGCCCGUUCCCAAGUGGGCCAAGACAGUCAUUAUGCAGUACAUGGCCAGAAUGUUCUUUGUUUACGAAGUCGGAGAGAACUGCAUGUCGCCACAACCAGAGAAGCCGGAGCUUCCUCUGGUGGCAAACACCGACUGCACCAUGAACGGUCAGGCAGGAGCAGGCCGAGAGGACUGUGGCUUCAAAAUGGAGCGAGCACAAGAGACAGAGCACGCAGAGGAGAGGGAGGACAUCGACCAGAUGAUGAGUCCUAUAGGCUCAAUGGGGAAGAACCCAACAAACCACUACAGUGCAUGGAAAAACGGUAAUUUCAUGAGCAUGGACUGCGGAGAUGCGGAGGGUCCGAGUAGAUGCAGGAAACCAGGUGUUAGCGACGGAGAGAGAAACGACAGGGAGACGUCCGGCAGCAGCCAAAGCAAUGAGAGGCAGCUGCUGCGUAACAUUGAGUACAUAGCCAACUGCUACAGGGACCAGAGGGCCACGCAGAAACGGACUGGGGAGUGGAAGAAGGUGGCCAAAGUUUUAGAUCGCUUCUUCAUGUGGAUUUUUUUCAUUAUGGUGUUUUUCAUGAGCCUGCUCAUUAUGGGAAAAGCCAUCUAACUGCAGAACAUUGGGGUUCACAUCAUACAUAUCCUUACAAUACCUUUUAGUUUCUAUGUUUCAUACAGAAACGUAACGAACAUUCAGAUUUUCCAAACUUGACACAACCCUAAGGUUGUGUCAAGUUUUAAAGCUCAGAACUGAAACAGCAAAUGAAAUCAAAAAGAUGUUCAAACGAUUCUAUUUCCAUAGUUUUAAGCUUUUAUUUGGAAAAUGUUUUUGCUUUAUGAUUAGUUUAUGUACAGCAACAUAUAUUUCUUGAUAUCAUAAGUAUUGGGUCAAAGGAUUAACACAAGCUGGGGACAAUUAAAUAUGAUAUCCACUGCUGCUUCACAAGUUCUUUUAUUAUAUUUCAUUUGUUCACGGAGCUUCAGUGCAGAUGCAGUGUAUCAUAUGUAAAGCCAGUAAACAAUUCCUUACCUCUGUCACAGAGAUUGUGUUUUCCAGAGUUUAUUUGUCUGUUGGUGUAUUUCUUUGGAGGAUUAUGCAAAAAGUCUUCAUUGUUUUUCACCAAACUUGGUGGAGGAUGAGGCCUGAAGAAGAAUCAUCUGUGGGGGUG